CUCCACAUAUUUUUCUUUCCUAAACAUUUCCUACCAAGAAACCACUGUACCUAGCACCAGACUCUCGGAUUUAUAUUGCUCUUCUCCGCCUUCUCUACCCUUCCCUUUUACGCCGUAAACUUAUCGGUAAAGAAGACAUAUCCAAACAUGAAGCUCCUUUACACCUUCGCUGCCACCCUCCUCACGCUCGCUGCCACCACCACGGCUGCUCCACAGCUGCCACUACCACUCGACUCCGUCACCGGCGUCGUUGGCAACCUUCCCGUUGUAGGCAGCGUGGUUGGCGGUGCACUCCCUGUCAAGGGCCGACAAGCUCCGGAUGAAGAGCCUGAGGACGAGGACAGCGAGUGAACUCUUAUCAAGAACCCUGAGACCCCAUGUCCAUGACUAGUUCCGUUUGGCCAUGGAGAGCGAUUUGAAAAUGGAUAAGACGGGCGUGUCGAUCUCAGGAUAGUUGGCCCUAGUUCACAAAUUUGUCAUGUUCACUGGUUGUGUGUCCUAUUUCGAACCUAAGGGAUGAUUGCCGUCGGGGGGAGGCGGGGGGGGAGGGGGGUUUUGAGAAGAGCCUUUUUCAUGGUGGGGCUACCGAUCAUUCCUUGAAGUCUUCCUUUGUGUGAAAAAAUGGAGGUCGUAUAUCUCGUUUUAAUUUCGGAUUGAUGUGAUCCUGUCAAUGCUACAGACCUUUUACUAGCAAUAUAUUAUUAGUGAGAUUCAAGCCAUUUCUCACUGAAAAAUAACAUCGGCUAGCAGGAAAUAGCCAGGGUAAUAUAUACUCACUCACUCAAAUACAUGUAUGUACAUACAUUCACUCACCAUGUAUAAGAGUUCGGAAAUGAUCGUGGCCUAAGCAUUGGGCUGAUAGACUCUCUCCUCAUCCAUAUCUAUCUAGUCGAUAAAGUGUUAUGGGGAAUGAGUUCAUUUGUCGGGCUCAGUCGGACCAAGUAGACCUAGAUAAUUCCAGAUCUGUUUCACCUCGGC
Messenger RNA from Blastomyces dermatitidis ER-3, 978 nucleotides. RefSeq lists its product as uncharacterized. The record is from RefSeq and is a predicted model, not a curated record. Bases 148 to 351 code for a protein of 67 amino acids. The transcript is spliced from 2 exons. Lineage: Eukaryota; Fungi; Ascomycota; Eurotiomycetes; Onygenales; Ajellomycetaceae.